Pundamilia nyererei is the source of this 1527-nucleotide messenger RNA. RefSeq names its product transmembrane and immunoglobulin domain containing 1 (gene tmigd1). Gene Ontology annotation, molecular function: ATP binding. The coding region runs from base 1 to 1512 and encodes 503 amino acids. The transcript has 8 exons. NCBI's taxonomy places the organism in Eukaryota, Metazoa, Chordata, Actinopteri, Cichliformes, Cichlidae. The record is from RefSeq and is a predicted model, not a curated record.
AUGAAGUUUAUCCUCAGAGCCGCAGUUUUCCAUUUCCUCGUCCUCUAUGCAGUGCACGUUUUAGGCAUUAAUAUCCAGUCUAAACCUGCAUUCAACGAUGAGGGUGUUAUACAGGUAAAGCUCAAUGACCCUGUAUCGCUGGUUUGUACACUUGGUGUUACUAAAGCUGAAGAAGAGCUGGUCUGGCUGAGGAAUGAUGCAGCAGUUCUUCUGAAGGAAGGGAACAACAAGAAUCGCAGCAGUCUGUGUGUCACACCAACCUAUGAAGAUAAUGGUGCCAAGUUCACUUGCCACCAAAAAGGCAAUUCCACAGAUCAAGUCUCUGUCACCCUGAAUGUCACAUUCGCCCCAAAUAUCUCUGAAACAGUGGAAGUUACAGUUGAAGAAGAGGAUGACCUUGUCUUGGAGUGUGACACAAGGGCCAAUCCACUUGUCUCCUCUGUGACAUGGUCACUAAAUGGAAGCCUGGUGGAUCUACUAGCAGAUGGCCUCUCUGUGAUCAAUAAUGGCUUAACAAGUCAGCUGACAUCCAGCAAAGUGAAGAAAACCUUGCAUGGAGGCAUGUACACAUGCACAGUGGACUCUCCUAUGUAUGGAAGUAGCAGCAGGCAUUUCCAAGUCACAAUAACAGACAAAACCCUGAAGUUCCCACUGGGGCCCAUGAUAGCUGGGCUGGUGGUUGUGGGCCUCACUGCUCUUCUUGCUGUUGUUUCAAGGUGGAGGAAAAUCGUAAAGCUCGGUCAUAUAGCCUGUUUAGUCAUGGAUGCUGUUGGUAAAGCUGUGGUUGGAGUCUGGCGGGCACACACAGUCCUGGAUGAGUCUGAUGGAGCAGAGAGCUCCCCAGAAGCCCCGGACCGUUUCCGCAAACUUCGGUCCUCAUCUUCACUCAACUCUCUGAGAAUGUCACUGAGGAAGCGACUCCCACUGCGAUCUGUCCAGACCAACUCCCUCCCUGAGAAUCCGACCUGGGAAACCAUGAAGGAGCAACCAAAGACCAGCACAGUCCACAAACUUACUCGUAGUGCUCGUAAUUCUAUCACCGGAGUGUAUCAGAGGUUGCAGAGGACCAGAGAAUUUUCCCGUGAAGAGUGUUUGGUAGCGACCCCGGGUCGUGAUGGAGAAAAUGCUGGAGCAUCGAAUUCUUGCACCCCAGGACGUACACCUCAUCGGGCUGCAACACCCAGACGCACACCCAGAGUAACAGGUACACCUGGGCGUACUCCAGGCUCCAGAGGACGCAGGACUCCUGAAGCAUCCGACAACAGGCUGGUACCUGGAGGAGGAGCCACUGAGAUUGAGCUGGCCAAACAGAUCACCUCAUAUGGAGAGUCCUGCCCUGGUCUCGAGCAGUAUGCCAUUAAAAAGUUUGCCGAAGCUUUCGAGGCGUUGCCACGUGCCCUCGCUGAGAACUCCGGCGUGAAGGGGAGCGAGCUUAUUUCAAAGCUGUAUUCUGCGCAUCAUGAGGGAAACAAAAACAUGGGCUUUGACAUUGAGGUAUGUAUGGAUGCAUGAGAAGAAUGUGUGGAU